Messenger RNA from Caenorhabditis sp. 36 PRJEB53466, 1401 nucleotides. The record is from the annotation of a GenBank genome assembly. Lineage: Eukaryota; Metazoa; Nematoda; Chromadorea; Rhabditida; Rhabditidae.
AUGAUGGAGCCGGACCUUCUAGAUAGUUUGGACAUUGACUGCGAGGUCAGAUUGAAGCUGAAGCUCACAUCUAUGCGUGUUAUUUCAGGCGUUGGCGAAUGGAUCUCGGAACAGUUCGUUGAAACUUGAUCUCAGAACCAUCGAAGAUCGGUUAUUGUACUCUACAAACAGAUGCGAAACUUUGAAAACACUGUUUCGUUUCAAUGAAUAUCCGUUAUCAGACGAAGAAGCGGUCUAUCCCCUCGCCUACGGAAUGCUCGUUUACAAAGAGCUCUCUCAAGUGAGCUCCUAGAUUCAUGCCUUCUCCAGAAUUCCUCUUUGUUCCAGGUUCUUUUCCUGCUCUCAUCAAUCUACCACCCUCAGAACGAGUACUGCAUCGCCGUGGGCGAGAAUUCGGCCGCUCUUUUUCAGAACCUUCUGCGUGAACUUUCUGGUUGCUAUCCGAAUAUUCACUUCAUGAAACGACCGCCAAUCAGUUGGGGAAGCCACGAAAUAAUCAACUCGGCCUACGGUUGUCUCGAGUUUCUGAGUCAUUUAAAAAGCAACUGGAGGUACUUCCAAUAUCUGUCCGGAGUGGAUGCUCCGCUCAAAACGAAUCUGGAGAUGGUCAGAAUCAUGAAGGCUCUGCGCGGAUCUGCCAACGUUGAAAUCAAAGAGUAUCAGGAAGGUCGACUACGUGGCAAAAACGUACGACAAUCACGAGCACUUAUAAAUUCAGCAAAGAGCACAGUGUUUCAGAUCACCAGCUCCCCGCUCCCCCUGUUUAAAUCUUCGUUAUCAGCACUGAUACCACGGGAAGCAGCCGAUCAAAUGGUCUUUAUAUUAAGGCGGUAGGAACAAAAUGACGGAAUUGUUUGCAGGCAUCCUCCCUCGUCCCUAGGGAACUUCUCGAGUUUCUGGAGAACACUGGCAUCGCGGACGAAGGAUUCUGGGGAACUCUUUUCGGAAACAAGGACAAGUUCAACAUUUCUGGAUCUGUGAACGGCCGAGAGUGGAUCGAAUUGAGGCAGAAUCAGAAGGAGUUGAACUUGACGGCACAGGGCAACGGGAUGAAAUAUUACAUGUCAAGGGAUCAGAUUUGGUGGAAAGACCAGUGUUCGAAUUAUAUGGCCGCCGGUUCGUGUGUCUUCGGAUGGGGAGACCUCAAGAGACUUCUGAGUUCGAAGGCUCUCGUCGGCCAUAAAUUCUAUCUCACAUCCCAACCAGAGGCGUAUUUCUGUAUUCUCAAAGUGAGUAAUCUCCAAGAUUAGCUUCCAAUAAACUGUAUUCCAGAAGAUCAGAGAUCGGAGCGAUGAUCCGAAGGACCAGCUGGACGUCUCCUUCUACACGGAACUGCCACAGGUCGAGCUGUUGCGCGGAAUGAACCUAUCUCAACUGACCCAUCCCAGUUGGCUUCUCUGA